AUGCUGUACAUUAUUCGCAGGUUCCCUGGUCCGUUCUUGCGCUGCUUUUCCUCAUCUGCUCCGCGUCACGAGAUCCGUGAUGUCGCUGGGCUGGCUCAGCGGCUCAUCCCCAAAUACCAAGAAACCCAGGGUGAGCUGUUAUCAUUACAAUGGCCCGCGCCGCCUCGAAAUGUUCUACUGGUGCGCAAGGACUGCGCCCCAGCAGUGACUAACUCGCUCAUUGAAUUCGCCAAUCACAUCACAUCCACGUACCCUUCUGUCGCCGUCGUACUCGAACCAAAAACUGCCGCGGAAGUCCACUCGGCUCUUUCAUACCCUGUUUAUACUGCAUCCUUGGAGGACACGCCAACGGCAUAUCACGACAAGAUUGACCUCACCGUCACGUUAGGUGGAGAUGGCACAAUUCUGCACGCAAGCUCGCUAUUUGCGACAUGCUCCAAUGUGCCCCCUGUGCUGUCGUUCAGCAUGGGUACCCUCGGCUUCCUGAGCGAAUGGAAAUUCUCCGAGUUUAAGCGGGCAUUCCGAGAAGUCUACAUGUCGGGGGCUGGAGCUGGAGACCGAACUUCCUUGUUGGAGACGACCAGUGUACCCGAGAAUCAGGAUACGCAAGAUGCAAAUGCACAGCUAGGGCCGACUGGAUGGUCCUCUGUUCGGGGCAAGUCCAUGGGCUCGACUCGCGGAGCUCCCAUUUUGAUGCGCAACCGACUCAAGGUUGGGCUAUUCACAGGAGACGGCCGUGAGACGACUCCGAUUCGGGGCAAAACCGACCAUGGCGAGGGGGUAUACGUGAUGAACGAGUUGCUCAUCCAUCGCGGUAAAGAACCUCAUCUGGCAGUCGUGGAUAUCUGGGUGGGCGGCCGCUUCCUGACCGAGGCCGUGGUCGACGGAAUUAUCAUUUCCACCCCUACGGGAAGUACGGCCUACAGUCUCAGUAGUGGCGGCAGUAUCGUGCAUCCUUUGGUUCCAUCGAUCUUGUUAACUCCCAUCUGUGCGCGCAGUCUCAGUUUCCGACCCCUCGUUCUACCCUCCAGCACACCCAUCACGCUUCGACUGAGCGAGAAGAAUCGCGGACGAGAAUUGGAAGUGAGUCUCGAUGGAGUCAAUCUAGGUCAAGGUAUGGCUGUCGGUAUGGAGGUCCGAGUGUGGAAUGAAGAGAUGAGGCAUGGACGGAACGAGUGGCAGGGUGGCGUGCCUAGCGUUAUGCGGAGAAGUAGUGGCGAAGAAGCGCACGAAGGAUGGGUCGGAGGUCUGAACGAGCUGCUGAAAUUCAAUCAUCCGUUUGGCGAGUAA
Molecule: messenger RNA, 1290 nt
Organism: Penicillium maclennaniae
Lineage: Eukaryota; Fungi; Ascomycota; Eurotiomycetes; Eurotiales; Aspergillaceae
Product: NADH kinase POS5
Exons: 3
Coding region: 1-1290 (429 amino acids)
Biological process (GO): NAD+ metabolic process; NADP+ biosynthetic process
Molecular function (GO): NAD+ kinase activity
Source: RefSeq, a predicted model, not a curated record